AGCGGGACCAGCGCAGCACUGCAGAACAGCAGCUAUGGCUAAAACUGAUGGAUGCGAUUACUUUAAAAGAACCACCCUGUUUUGGAUCGUCUUCGUGAUACUGGGGAUGGGAUAUUUCACUUGCAUCGUGUUCGCGCCGGAAAAUAUCCCAUUUCAGCACCUCGGUCCCUUUGGCACCUUCUGCAGACACCUUGUGGAUAACUAUUCCGGCAUUAUGUACAAAGGAUGGUGGGCUGCCUGGGCGAUCCAUGUUAUUGAGGCCUACGUUGCAUUGAGGGUGUGCAGUAACAAAGGCAUCAGCGACACGGCCACUUGCUGCCUGUGGGUUGUUCAGACCUUCCUGUUCGGCUUCGCCUCCCUCGGCCUACUCCUCAAGUACGACCCCGAGCGCCCCAAACAGCACUGAUUCCAGCGGAAGAGGCCCACAAAACAACACUAUAAGCUGAAUCCUCCUUCUUCCGUUUCAUUUUCUUUGAUAUGAAAUCCUGUGGGGGAAGACAACGGAGCCCGUUCUAUUAUACCAUUUAUUUUAACAUGAAAGUAUUAGAAAAUCUCAUUAAUUUCAUCCCAUAGAUUUUAGACUAACAAACUAGAUGUUUUUCUAUCGCUAAUAUUAUUAACAAAGAUUAUUUUUAGCAUCAGAGUUCUCUUGAUGAAUCCGGCCUGGGCUGAAUAUUUAGUGCAAUACAAGGAGAAUCUUUUAUGAGUGAUUUUGUACGCUCUCGAUGUUUACAUUUAGCCUCGGUGAUAGCAGGACGUUCUCUCAGCUGCUGUGAAGAAGACAGGUUGGCCGCCGUGAGCCACAACAAUUCUUCGGGAUGAAAUGUAGAGAAAGCUGCGGUUCCCAUUUGCCUUUUCAUAUUUGACGUUUUAAGCUACAGACUGGAAGAUGUUAAUGUUAUUGACAAAA
Molecule: messenger RNA, 910 nt
Organism: Cyclopterus lumpus (lumpfish)
Lineage: Eukaryota; Metazoa; Chordata; Actinopteri; Perciformes; Cyclopteridae
Gene: tmem254
Product: transmembrane protein 254
Exons: 4
Coding region: 35-406 (123 amino acids)
Source: RefSeq, a predicted model, not a curated record